UAAAUUAAUUAAACUCAAUACAUUUCAAUGUGUGCGUAACACAAACGAUACGAUUUUAACAGCAGUGUGUUAGCAUAACAGCAAACAGCUUCGUUGCAGGUUUAAGCUAGUAAACGAAUUAAGCAAACUACAGCAAAAAAUAAAUUAAAAAUGAAAUGAGAUUGUAAUCAGCAGAAAAGCCUAGAAGCAAUGGCCAGCAAUGCAGCUGCCGCUGGCGUCGGCGCAGCUGCUGCUGGCAGCAGCCAUACGCAUGCUGUAUGCGUCUGGGAGUUUGAAUCACGCGGCGGCAAAUGGUUACCCUACUCCCCGGCAGUAUCGCAGCAUUUGGAGCGUGCGCAUGCGAAAAAGCUAACGCGUGUUAUGCUCAGCGAUGCCGAUCCCAGUUUGGAGCAGUAUUAUGUAAAUGUGCGCACCAUGACCCAGGAGACAGAUGCCGAAAGGGCAGUGGAAACCAUAGGUGUGCGGCGCAUGCUCUAUGCGCCCAGCAGUCCGGCAGGCAAGGGCACCAAAUGGGAGUGGUGCGGCGGCAGCACGGAUAGCAAUUGUGAUUGGCGGCCAUACAACAUGCAUGUGCAGUGCAUCAUAGAGGAUGCCUGGGCACGCGGUGAGCAAACUCUGGAUUUGUGCCACACCAACAUUAGCCUGCCUUAUACGAUAAACUUUUGCAAUCUAACGCAAAUGCGUCAGCCCAGCGGACCACUGCGCAGCAUACGCCGCACACAACAAGCGCCAUAUCCCUUGGUUAAGCUAACGCCGCAGCAGGCAUUGCAGUUUAAGAGUCCUGCAAAUGUGCAGGAUUAUCAGCAGCGCAGCAAUACGCUGCCCAAGCAUCGACAGCCGCAGCCAUUGCCGAUGUGCGCGCAGCAACAACAACAGCAGCAACAUGCGCAGCAGCAGCAACAACAUGCACAACAGCAUGCACAUCAACAACAGCAGCAGCAGCAGCAGCAGCAACAACAUGCACAACAGCAGCAACAUGCGCAACAUGCACAACAGCAGCAGCAGCCACGCAGCAAGCCGCCCAAGAAGCACAGCGAAAUUUCUACUACAAACUUGCGUCAGAUACUCAACAAUCUCAAUAUUUUUGGCAGCAGCAGCAAGCACAGCAGCAGCAGCAGCGCCAAUAGCAAUCACAAUCACAAUCAUCAUCAUCAUGGCACAGUUGCUGCUACUGGUUCGACGCUGCAUUUGUUGCAGCAUCAAGCGCAUUUUGCGCCUGGCAACAAGUGCAUGUUGACUGCCUCCAUGAACAGUCAUCAUAGUCGCUGCUCGGAGGGCUCGCUGCAGUCGCAGCGCAGCAGCCGCAUGGGCUCGCAUCGUUCGCGCUCACGCACGCGCACUUCGGAUACGGAUACCAAUAGCGUCAAGUCGCAUCGACGUCGUCCUAGCGUAGAUACUGUUUCCACAUACUUAAGCCAUGAGAGCAAGGAAAGUUUACGCAGUCGUAAUUUUGCCAUAUCAGUUAAUGAUCUAUUGGAUUGUUCGCUGGGAAGCGAUGAGGUCUUUGUGCCAUCAUUGCCGCCUUCAUCGUUGGGUGAACGUGCGCCUGUGCCGCCACCACUGCCCUUGCCACACCAUCAGCAGCAGCAGCAACAACAGCAGCAGCAGCAGCAACAACAACAACAGCAGCAGCAACAACAAUCAAUCGCUGGUUCGAUUGUGGGCGUGGACCCAGCCAGCGAUAUGAUAUCGCGUUUUGUCAAAGUCGUUGAGCCACCUCUGUGGCCCAAUGCCCAGCCCUGUCCCAUGUGCAUGGAGGAACUGGUGCACUCGGCUCAGAAUCCAGCCAUAUCGCUUAGUCGCUGCCAGCAUCUGAUGCAUCUGCAGUGCCUCAACGGCAUGAUUAUUGCCCAGCAAAAUGAACUCAAUAAGCAAAAUCUGUUUAUUGAGUGUCCCGUCUGCGGCAUUGUCUAUGGCGAAAAGGUGGGCAAUCAGCCCAUUGGCAGCAUGUCCUGGAGCAUCAUAAGCAAAAGUCUGCCGGGACACGAAGGACAAAAUACCAUACAAAUUGUCUACGACAUUGCCUCGGGACUGCAGACAGCAGAGCAUCCGCAUCCAGGACGCGCCUUCUUUGCCGUAGGCUUUCCACGCAUUUGUUAUCUGCCCGAUUGUCCGCUGGGGCGCAAAGUGUUGCGUUUUCUCAAAAUUGCCUUUGAUCGUCGCUUGUUAUUUUCCAUAGGACGUUCAGUGACCACGGGACGCGAGGAUGUGGUUAUUUGGAAUAGCGUAGAUCACAAGACGCAGUUCAAUAUGUUUCCGGAUCCCACCUACUUGCAACGCACCAUGCAGCAGCUGGUGCAUCUAGGCGUUACGGACUAAAACGCAAUUUAAAUUUAAUAGUAGUUUUAGUAUUUCAUUUUCUCAAGCAUAAUCUCAGUGUGUGUGCAAUUCUUGUUUUUUUUUUUAUGCUAUAUAUAUAUAUACAUAUAUAUAUAAUUUUUACAAUUGAUGUCCGCCAACGUUCGAGCUGCUCGAACCCUAAACAAUUGCAAACGCCCACAACUUCCUUUUAAAUAUUAUAAACAGCAUCUGUUCUUCCAAUAUGUUAAGUGCUUAAAUAAUUAGUUAGUUUAGUUUAGAACAUAAUUAAGGCCAUUGCUAAACAAAUGAUAAACUACUAAUUGCCACACAAGAAACAAAUUCCAUAUAACUCUAUAUAUAUAUGCUAUAUAGACAACAAACUAUUAGUAUUAGUAUUAACGCGUGCGAUUUUAUAAAUAUAUAUUUAAUUUAAAUACUUAUGCUAAGCCGUGCCAAAAUUGUAUAAGACAAACGCAAUUAUGUUUGUUUUUGUGUUAAGCAAUGUCGUAACUGGAAUUUCUUCACUUGAGACUUUAAAAAACAAUUAGUUUAAAUUUUAAAUUGAUUAAUGUGCA
Molecule: messenger RNA, 2876 nt
Organism: Drosophila busckii
Lineage: Eukaryota; Metazoa; Arthropoda; Insecta; Diptera; Drosophilidae
Gene: dx
Product: protein deltex
Exons: 5
Coding region: 190-2319 (709 amino acids)
Biological process (GO): protein ubiquitination; Notch signaling pathway
Cellular component (GO): nucleoplasm
Molecular function (GO): ubiquitin protein ligase activity; zinc ion binding
Source: RefSeq, a predicted model, not a curated record